AUAAUAAUAUCCUUUCUUACUCAAAGAUACAAAAGAGGAAAAAGGAAAGAGAAUUAUAAGAGAGACAGAGUGAACAGGACAGUUUUGCAUUAUUUUCUUGUAAUGGAAGGAGAAGAUGAUUUAUUUUUUGCAGAUUUGAGCAAGCAAAUCUCUCUUUUAAUAAUGGAUGAUAAUGAACAUGAAAACUCUUCAGUUUAUCGCUCUUCUGCUGACUCUGUUCAGGCCUUUUCACAUGUAAUGCAUCCAGCUACAAGAGCACCUUAUGUAAAUGAGCAGAAUAAUAGAAGAGAAACUAGCAAAGGAACUGGAGUUUUCAUCCCUCUUUCUUCACAACCAAGAAGAAAAAACAGGCAAGCAAGACAUUUUUCAUCCAAUACCAAGACUCAAGGAGACACUCAAAGAGAACUUAGUCAAGUCCCUUAUAACACUAUUAACCCACCUCAUUAUAGUUCACUAAAUCCUAGUAGAAGAUUUUCUUAAAUCGUGUUUAAGAUUCAAGACUUAAUUAUUAUAACUUAAAUAAAUGAGUUAAUUAACUACUAGAAUUUAUUGUCUGGGUGUAUUAUGUACAAAGGGAAUCCUUCUUUUGCAUUUUGCAGUAUAUUUUAGAGAGGUACAGCCUAAGGUAUAUAAGUGCCUCUCUUUAAUUAUAGUGGGAUUUUACGAUUGUUUUAAAGCUUGAUAUUGUGUAAUCCUCUCAUGUUUAAUUAGAUGUAAUUGAUUCCAUUGUAAUUUUUUGGCCCCCUAUGUAUUUUUCGUGACAAAGUAAUAAAAUCUUCUAGUAAGGCUUGUGUACACUUACUAUAUAUUAAGAAA
Molecule: messenger RNA, 816 nt
Organism: Lycium ferocissimum
Lineage: Eukaryota; Viridiplantae; Streptophyta; Magnoliopsida; Solanales; Solanaceae
Exons: 2
Coding region: 103-480 (125 amino acids)
Source: RefSeq, a predicted model, not a curated record